Molecule: messenger RNA, 1917 nt
Organism: Phanerochaete carnosa HHB-10118-sp
Lineage: Eukaryota; Fungi; Basidiomycota; Agaricomycetes; Polyporales; Phanerochaetaceae
Exons: 7
Coding region: 70-1311 (413 amino acids)
Biological process (GO): protein localization to phagophore assembly site; nucleophagy; autophagy of mitochondrion
Cellular component (GO): phagophore assembly site membrane; extrinsic component of membrane; fungal-type vacuole membrane
Molecular function (GO): protein binding; phosphatidylinositol-3-phosphate binding; phosphatidylinositol-3,5-bisphosphate binding
Source: RefSeq, a predicted model, not a curated record
GCCCAUUCACCAUCUGCCCUGCCGGAGCUUUCAACAACCACAACAGCGACGACCAACUCUGCUCCUGCAAUGGCCGAUCGGACUUCAAACAAUAUGCUGUUCGCGAACUUUAACCAGGACUUCACGUGUAUAUCUGUUGGUACACGGAAAGGCUAUAGCAUAACGAACUGCGAUCCAUUUGGUCGCGUAUACACCAUGAACGAUGGCGCAAGGGGGACUGUAGAGAUGCUGUUCUGCACGUCACUCAUCGCGCUCGUCGGCGCGGCGGACCAGCCACAUUCAAGUCCUCGGAAGUUGCAGAUUGUAAACACGAAGAGGCAAUCCAUGAUAUGCGAGCUGCUCUUUCCGUCGUCGAUCCUUGCCGUAAAGCUGAACCGCAAGACGCUAGUUGUUGUCCUAGAAGUCGAAAUCUAUAUCUACGACAUCUCCAAUAUGCGACUGCUGCACGUAAUAGAAACUUCUCCUAACCCUGAAGCCAUUGUUGCACUGUCGCCAUCUUCGGACAACUCGUACCUCGCAUAUUCAUCGCCGGUACCCUCACCGACAUCGCUUACACAAACCAACUCCGGGCAACCACCAGCCACUACUGCGGCGCAGACUGGUGACGUCCUCCUAUUCUCGACGCGCUCGCUCACGACAGCGAACGUCAUCCAGGCGCACAAGUCGCCGAUAUCCUUACUGUCCAUCAAUCAGUCCGGGACGAUGCUCGCCACGGCCUCGGAUAAGGGUACCGUUAUUCGUGUCUGGAGCAUCCCUGGAGCGGAGAAGCUAUACCAAUUCCGCCGUGGGACGCGCGAGACCAAGAUCUACUCUAUAAAUUUCAACCUCGUCUCUACGCUGCUCGCAGUUAGCUCCGCCCACGAUACUGUGCACAUCUUUAAGCUUGGUCCGCAAAAGUCUAGCUCUGGAAAUAACUCGGCGAACUCGAAGUCGCCGACAACGCCGUCCAGCCCGUCGAACUCGAUUGACAGCCGGGAAGGCACAAGUGGUCUUGAUGGAGGUUACGAAGCGUCGAGCCUCCGACGUCGAUCGCUGCAUCUGACGAAGAACUUAACGUCCUCCGUAGGCGGAUAUCUCCCAAGUGCUUUAACGGAGGCCUGGGAGCCAACACGCGAUUUUGCCUCCCUCAGGCUACCUACCAGUGGUGCCCGAUGCAUAGUCGCGCUAAGCGGAACCAUGCCCCAGGUCAUGGUCAUCUCAUCCGACGGCUACUUCUAUUCAUACAGCAUCGACCUGGAGAACGGGGGCGAGUGUUCGCUGCUGAAACAGUAUAGCCUCAUCGAUUCCAACGACGAGUCCUCGAACGACUGAGCCACGCGCACAGCGCUCUGACCAAUUCCCGUCGGAAUAAUAGUUAUUGUAUUUGUAGUGUUGUCCACUCAUUCAUUGUGAACACACAGGGACCGUUUCAUAUUUUUGUAGUACAUGACUGUCUGAGUUGGGAACUAAUCAUUUUUCCAGUAAUUGUCGCCGUAAUUGAAGAGGAUCUCUUCGCCUUUCUUAAUCUGGCGGACUAGGACUGCGGUCGAUGCGCUGCUCGUUAGAUUCACGAAAGAUACUUACGGGCGUAAAAUGUAACUUUGUGGUCGCCGUUCACGAGCUUGACUGUGAUCCCGGUAAGCCUAGUUUCAACGGAGGCAUGCUCUACGCGACUUACCCCUGGGCUCGAUGUUGGCCUCUUCCACCGAGUGGUUGAAGAACCUCAUCUCGUUACCGACGUUGGCUGCGUCGGCGACGACCGAGGUGUUCAGAGAGAAAGAGUAGUUGUAGCCCGUAAAUUUGUGCAGGAAACUAUGGAAUGCAACCAAUCGGGUGCCACUGAGUCGAGACAUAAACGCAAGGUGGGAAGCUUACUCCUUGGUAUCGACAUAAUACCUGGUGUGCAUGAAGAGCUCAGCGAUGUAUUCUGUGUUAUAC